Messenger RNA from Neodiprion virginianus, 1272 nucleotides. RefSeq lists its product as uncharacterized. Gene Ontology annotation, biological process: DNA integration. NCBI's taxonomy places the organism in Eukaryota, Metazoa, Arthropoda, Insecta, Hymenoptera, Diprionidae. The record is from RefSeq and is a predicted model, not a curated record. The transcript is spliced from 3 exons. Gene Ontology annotation, molecular function: nucleic acid binding. Bases 1 to 1272 code for a protein of 423 amino acids.
AUGAGAAAAACGUACGUGGUUAAUAGAGUCACGAAAAUUCAAGAAUUGUCUCAAGACGCGACUUGGCUACACGUGUCUUCCAAAGAGAAUCCGCGGAUUUAUUGUCAAGAGGAAUCACAGUUGAUCAAUGGAAAUGCAGUGACCUCUGGUGGCAUGGCCCCGAGUGGCUUCGCGAGUGAUAGCUUUCGUUCUCAGAUUCAAAGCCAAUGCGUUGAGUGGAAAAAAAAUGGUCCACUUUCGGUUAAGGAGUUUAAAAAAGCAGAAAAAGCAAUCAUAAGACUGACUCAGCAAGAAGCAUUAGCAACAGAGCUUCAGUCCAUCGAACAAGGAGCACAAGUCAUCAAGACAAGCAAAAUUGCUUCUAUCAAUCCAUACAUCGACAGUGAAGGUCUUCUUCGGGUUGGCGAAAGAUUGUCGAAGGCUGAUAUUCCGGAAACUCAGAAGCUUUCGAUAAUCUUACCAACUCGACACCUCAUCACGAAGAUGAUUCUCAAGAAAGAGCAUAUCCAGCUGCAUCGCUGCGGUCCAGAAAACUUACUGUGUUCCAUACGAUCAAAAUAUUGGCCACUGAGUGGCAGAAGAGAGGCACGAAAGGUUACGAACGAUUACGCAGGCCCGUUGCAAGUACGUGAAAGUCGUCGACGAGGUCUAGUUCACACAUUAAAAGUGUGGAUUGUUGUAUUCACCUGCUUCGCGACAAAGCCAGUUCAUCUGGAGCUUGUUACGGAGUUAACAUCAGAAACAUUCUUGGCAGCACUACGGCGAUUUGUCGCUAGACGUGGCGUUUGCUCACAAAUUAUAUCCGACAAUGGUACCAACUUUGUUGGCGCAGUUCGAGAAUCAAAAGAAGUUUUCGAGUUUCUCGAAAAAGAAGAAAACACGAUAUCGGAGCAUCUCUCACAACAAAAAAUCACCUGGAAGUUUAUCCCACUACGGGCACCGCAUUUCGGCGGAGUGUGGAAGGCGGCUGUCAAAACUACAAAACGACAGCUUAAUACAGUUCCCAUGGGCUUGGUCUCAACGUUCGAAGAAUAUUAUACUCUUUUGGUCGAAAUCGAAUCGAUCCUGAAUUCCCGACCGUUGACUCCACUAUCCAGUGAUCCCAAUGAUACAACUGCCAUGACCCCUGCCCAUUUCCUUAUUGGGGACACACUCAUAUUGCCUGCAGAACAUAACUAUCUUGAAACAUCCGACAACAGACUGUCGCGAUGGCAACACCUUCAAAAGGUUCGCCAACACUUUUGGAGGAGUUGGCAUGCGGAGUAUUUGUAG